AUGUCCCUCGGUCAAAAUUUGGCCUGGAUGCCCCCAGGCCACCUGCGACCCCCGGACGAUCACCAUCCCGAUGCGCGCGGUGUCAAUGCCCUUUCGAGAGUAUCGUCUGGUACUCGGACGCCUCAAAUGCGCUUUUCUAACAGCGAACAAGGCUCCCAGGCCGGGAAUUUGAUCUCCGACGUUGACACUGCUGCGGAGGAAGAUGCUCGCAUCACACUUUUUCGCGACCUCUACAAUCGCAGCGAAGCUAAGAUCAACGAUUUGUUCAGCGCGAAACGUAGUGAAUCUGUACCCUCUGAGGAAGAUGCGAUGGUACUCGAAGCCCCGGAAAUUACUCCGGCGCGCCCCCAAGACUCCGAGCGACCAGCCAAGAAAGCUGCGCGGAAAAUCGACGACGACGAUUACGAUGAAUACGAUGACGAGGAAGAUAGCGAAGCGCAGGAAGACAUCAACGCGUCUCCGUUGAAAGCCAAAUCUGCUGCAACACCCUUUCACGAUGCGACGCCCGCGCAACGACCGUCUCCCGCGAUAGGUACCCCUGCUGACAGUGGUAAAGAUACAAAGAAAGACACAUUGGAAGGAAUAAGGAAGAAGCUUGAGGAGGGCAAGAAGGCGACAGAAGAGGCUGCCCGACAAAGCUUCCAAACCAUUUUCUACACCCUGGAAAACGACCACGAUGCGAUGAAAGAACAGGAACGACUCGAGGAAUCGGAGAGGCUGGUGGAAGCUGAAAUGUCCGGACAAGGUGUCAACAGCGGUGGGAACAAUGUGACCAGUGGCGCCAAUGGAUACGGCUCSCUGAGCAACGCCAACCUCGGUGCUUCCAGCCUGACACUGAAGAACCUUAUCGCUCGCAUUGAUAUGAAGCGCACAAUGGUGCAAGCAUCAGAUGCCGAACUUCGCAGCUUGAUGAGUGAGGUUCGCAAAAAUCGUAGUAAGUGGGCUAGCGAAGAGAAGGUUGGACAGGAAGAACUCUAUGAAGCCGCCGAGAAGGUUUUGAGCGAACUAAAAGCAAUGACUGAGCACUCAUCGUUCUUCUUGUCUCGAGUCAAUAAGCGCGAGGCUCCCGACUACCAUACUAUUAUUAAACAUCCGAUGGACUUGGGUUCCAUGACAAAGAAGUUGAAGACAUUGCAAUACAAAUCAAAACAGGAAUUCGUCGACGACCUUAACCUGAUCUGGGCCAAUUGUUUGAAAUACAACGCUUCACCGGAACACUUCCUGCGCAAACAUGCCCUAUACAUGAGGAAAGAAACGGAAAAGCUGGUCCCUUUGAUUCCUGAUAUUGUGAUCAGAGAUCGCGCAGAAGUGGAAGCAGAAGAACGGAGACUCCAGCUUGCAGAAAUGGACGGUGCCGAAGAAAGCGAUGAUGAACCUAUCAUUUCGUCAAGAGGUAGAAAAGCUCCCGGGAAGACAUCCCAGAAAGGAGCAGCCCCAAGCCGACAAACGCCAAGUGGCUCAGAGGCCCCAUCUGGACCAUCAGGCUCCCAACCCAAGAACUCAGUUGGCCCCGACGCAGAUGGACUGGCAGAGGGAAGCCAAAAUGGCUUGUCAACUCCACCUCCAGGAACAUUAACGCCCCUUGGAGUGAAUGGCCUUGGAGCAGCUGGCUCUGGUAGUCAGCUUGACGCCAUGGAAAUGGACAGUUUUGUUGCGCCUGCUUUGACAAUCGCCGGUUCUUCUGCGAUAGGUUUUGAUUACGAUGACCCUGAAUAUCAAGUUUGGAAACAAGUCACUAAAAAGGACCGCGCUCUCAUUGCAGCUGAAAGACAUCGUCUUUUCAAAGGAGACAAACUCAACGUUGAAGAACCCGCCCUGCUUCGUACCAAGACUGGCAUGCGCAGAUGGCUCAAAAAUCAGAAACAGGCUGGCCCUGAAUCUGAUAAAGCCGUCGAGUCUCAGAGCAAUGCCUUGCAGCCGGGGACGAGUGAGACGCUUGCAGAGGGAAUCGAGGAAGAAGAUGACAGGGUAAUUCCAGACUAUUACGAUGUCAUGUCAGGCAUCCCAGACAUUCCAGCACAUCUCGCAUGGCGCGAAGAUGCUGAGGGUAAUGUUGUCGACAAUCUUGAGGAAUUCUUGCAUAUUCUGCCGAAAGGAUCGUUUACACAACCUGAUAGCAAAUUGUCUCGAAGGAUGGAUGCUAACAUGCGACAAAUGCAAGAGACGAGGAAGAUUUGUUCUAAAGUUAGCAUUGUCAAGCAGAUGCAGCUUCAGUCCCAGGUGUAUCAGAACCAAUUUCAGAAAUACCAGCCUGAACCAUUCGUGGAACAGGAUGUGUCGACGCAUGUUAUGAAUGAUGAAGGACCUGUGAUCAAUCCAUGGAUCUCGAAAGCCGUACUUCAGCGGUCGGUUGGGAAGAUUCUGUACCAUACUGGAUUUGAAGAGUAUCAACCAUCAGCUUUGGACGCCAUCACCGACAUUGCUUCUGAAUUCUUCGUGAAAAUUAGCCGAACUCUGAAAGAGUACAUGGAGGCACCAAAGAUCGCAGUCGCUGAGGCCUCUGAUACGUCGAACCCAAAUACCGCGCAGUACAAGUCGCAAUAUACGCAGCAGGAAGUCAUUCUUCAUACUCUUUCGGCGGUGGGCACUGAUGUUGAGUCUUUGGAGUCAUAUGUCAAAGAUGACAUUGAACGCGUUGGAACAAAACUUGGUGUCAUUCAUGAGCGUCUCCGUGCCCACUUCACAGAGCUCCUUCGACCAGCUUUCCAUGAUGCCACUGGUGAUGGCUCAAAUGCAUUCAACGACGGGAGCGAGCAAUUUGUUGGGGGUGACUUCGCGGAGGAUAUUGACGAAGAUUUCUUUGGUUUCAAGGAAAUGGGCUUGGAUAGAGAGUUUGGUCUUGCUAGUUUGAGUGUGCCGUUUCAUCUUCUUCAAAACAGGAUGUACAAUGCACACCAAUCACAGAACACAAGCACUUCCCAAACCACGAGCAAUCUAUUCCCCGUCCCACCUCCCUAUCCGCAUGUUACAAUGGAGUCGCUGCCUUCACAAAUCGGACUGGUACAGAAUUUUUUCUUGCAGAAAUUGCAGGCCAACGGCGAAGAACCUAUUACGGAGGAUCUCGAGCUUCCUCUCAAACAACGACCGUCUCGUCCAAAGCUUCCAGGAUCAGGAAAGAUUGUUCCCCCCAACAAUUCCAAUCUCACAACAAGCCCUCAGAAACGACCCUUACCGCCAAGCAUUGCACAAAUAUCUUCGAGUAAAGGAGCGAUCAACUUUGCAGAACCUAGCAAGAAGAAAGCUAAAAAGAAUAAUGGUACUGCUGCCGACGCAUCUUCGUCGACUACGAUGGCACCUCCAGGCAACGAAGACUCGUUUGCUUUAUCGAACGGUGACUCGAAGCUCUUGACAGAGAAUAAAUCUGCGGAUGAUCAAGCUCGCCUCAAACAGUCCGCCGAGCUUGCCAAAAGCGAUUUUGGGGCGACGCACGACGGUGUUGGCAUGACGGACUCUGGCGCUACGUUGACUGGAGAGCUUGAUCACCAUCAUGACAAACUUAAUGUGAUCAGCUCUGCCAACAAUGAGAAUGCCGUCGGCACAAACAGUAUGAUGAGCCCCGAAAGCAUCAACGGCCAUUCCUAG
Molecule: messenger RNA, 3582 nt
Organism: Talaromyces amestolkiae
Lineage: Eukaryota; Fungi; Ascomycota; Eurotiomycetes; Eurotiales; Trichocomaceae
Exons: 4
Coding region: 1-3582 (1193 amino acids)
Biological process (GO): regulation of transcription by RNA polymerase II
Cellular component (GO): SLIK (SAGA-like) complex; SAGA complex
Molecular function (GO): structural molecule activity; protein heterodimerization activity
Source: RefSeq, a predicted model, not a curated record